AUGGGGGAGCACGAGUCGGACGACGAGACGGAUACGUCCGUGAGCGAGCUUUCUGCUUAUGUCUCUGCGGAGAGUUCGCCUAUGGGGAGUAUCUUGUUUGGGUGUGCUACAAGCUUCGAGGGGGCUGGGGGAUGUAAAGAAGAAGAGAAGUAUAAGAGGGCGGAAGAGCUGAGAGAAGCGAUGACAAGCGCGCUCUUAUGCUGCCGUCUUUCCAACGCUUCGCUCCAUUCCCUCCCUCAGGAAACCGAACCCCUCUCUACACACUCCCCUCCCCUUCCCCAGCGCGAAGCCCGCCAACCCACACGCGUCAGGACCCAGUCGUGCGGUGCCAAACGCCCCAUGGUCGGGCAGGGGCAGCAGCGCGAAGAGGAAAAGUGGCGCAAGGUGGAAGGGGACGAAAAAGAUGUAAAGAUGGUCGUUGAAGAAGCUGUCGAUAAUGGGGUUCUACUCUCUCCCUCCGAGAGCGCGAAAGCGUCUGUUUCGACGGCGCAGGGUGGGCGGAUGUCUGCUUCUGUGCCCGCCUUGUCACAAGCAGACGCCCACGCGCGAAACCCUACGCCCGCCGCGGUAUUCGGCAUGGUCGUCAAAACGAAUAUGGUAGGGCAGGUGGAAGAAGGGAAGAGGAUGAUGUUGGGUUCAAGAAUCGAUGUGCCGAGUCUGCUUUUCGGCUUUGCGCCGCCCUCGGCAUCGGCACCUAACCCUUCGCCCCUCCAAUCCAGCUUUAGAGACCUCCACCUCUACCAUCCCUCCCCUUCCCCCUCCGUCUGCUCAACCCCAACCCAAACCAAAACCCUCGGCAAGCUCCUCCUCUCUUCCUGCCUCGGCAAACUUUUCCGCAUGGACGCCCCUUCCAAAGGCCGCGGCCCUGUCUGCCGUGGUCUAGCGACAGAUCUGAGGAGGAUCAAAGGAGAAGGGGUGAGGGCGUUGGUUUGUUGUUUGGAUGUUGAAGAGUUGGCUUUCUUGGAGGUGCCGUGGGAGACGUAUAGGGAUGUGGCGGUGGGGGCGGGAUUGGAUGUUAUUCGGUGA
Messenger RNA from Cryptococcus wingfieldii CBS 7118, 1026 nucleotides. RefSeq lists its product as hypothetical. Bases 1 to 1026 code for a protein of 341 amino acids. NCBI's taxonomy places the organism in Eukaryota, Fungi, Basidiomycota, Tremellomycetes, Tremellales, Cryptococcaceae. The record is from RefSeq and is a predicted model, not a curated record. The transcript is spliced from 2 exons.